AUGAGAGGGGUUUUUUGUGUGGUUUUUGGUUUGUUUUGGUUUUGAGUUUUUUUCCUUUUACCAUGUCCAAAACUCCUGGUCUCAGGGUAUUAAAUGGCUUUCUGAUGAAUGGGAUAGUUGGCUUGAUAAAACCAGGUUUGUUAAGACCUGAGUCUAGUAGCUGGAUUAACCAGUAGUUAAUCUGGUCCAGGCAAUAGGAAUGAAACUGCACUUUGACAUCUGAGCUUUUAUAUAAGCCUCUGAAGUGAUGUGCUGUGAGCAAAUGUGGAGAAGAGCUGGCAGGGCCUUAACAAACUUGCCUCUGUUCUGUCAGAGUUAAUUUGGUAUUAACUUCUCAUAGGAUGAACACUACCUGUGUGUAACUGAAAAUAUACUCCUUGUCACAAUCUGCCACUCUCCCUCCAGGGAAAAGGUACCUGCAUUCAGUCUUUGUCCCCAAACUGCUGUAGAACUUAAAUUCACCUUUUAGGUGCCAGAUGCUAUACUACCUGUGCUGCAAACACAUAGUUCAACAGCUUCAUCCUAAAAUGAUGACCUCGUAGGAAACAGCUGGAUUUGUUUGGUGUGGUGUUCUUGGGGUUGGUUCUUGGGCUGGUCUGUGCAGGGCCAAGAGAUGGAUUUUAUUGAUUUUUGUGUGUCCUUUCCAACUCAAUAUAUUCUGUUGUUCACCUGCAGCAGGUUUUGCCACUCAGCUCUGACAGUAUUCAGUGACUUUCAGGAGCUGCUAUGCAUAGUAUUUGUUCUGGAACAGGAGCUUUGUUAUCUGUUGCUGGCAUGUUUUCUGCAGGUGCCAGAUUUGCUCUCGUUGACAGUUGCACAGUGGACUGCACUGUGUUGGAAACUGCUGCCAUCCUGCACUCUGAGACAAAGGGCCUUCCCAAUUUUCCUGUCAGUUCUUGUGCUGCAUCAUUCAAAUAAUACUGCUAACAGCUGCAGGGGCUAAACUGUGUUUUAGGCUUCUCUCCGAACUUAAGAUCAGUGACCCUGAUGUUUGAGGAGUCUUUAUUAUCUGACUUUGCAAAUGCAAUUUGGUUUAUGGCUUGAAGUAUAACACAUAGCAGUAAAAGCUCUGUACAGAGCAGCUGUCUCAAAAGUACAUAGGCUUUCCAUUACCAAGAGUUUUAUCAUGUCUGAUAAUUUUGUUCAGUGGUUUUGGCUUUUUUAGAAGAGAGUUUAUUAUCCUUUUUACAGCAUCAUUCCAGUGAGGGUGAGGGGCUGCCAGAUUAUCAGCUAGUCAGGUGUUUCUUGAGCAUGUUCAGUACAAAAUCAUACUCACUGUGGCUCUGGUGGCCCUUUGUUGGGUCCAUUGCAUGUGGUGCUGCAGUCACUAGACCUCUUCACUUUUCAUGAAGCUUCCAUCUGUGACUGGUUCAGGUUGGACCCAUGAGGAGAAUUUUUUGUAUAAACAAAUAGUGGCUUGCCCUUAAUUCAGGAUGAGCUUCACAAGUCAGUGAUAACUUUUCAUAAGAUUUUAAAAGGUGACUGUAUUCUUUGUAAAGUACCUGAUUGCAGUAAUAUUUCUGCCUGUGGCUGAACUUCUAGGAGACCUCUUUUCUAUCAGCAGACUUCUCAGAUGACCAGAGGCAAUACUGUCAGUAGUAGGACCCAUUCUCCUUGCUUCUUCUCUCUCUUUAUGGUGUUUUUAGCUGGGUUGAAUUGAUUCUGCACUGUUUGAGGAGCACAGUGACAUAUCCUAAGGCUUCCAGUGCAUCUCUGUUCUUCCAUUCUUUAACUGGGUUCCUGUUGUCUGACAUAUCUGCAGUUGUGCUUGUUUUCUAAUGAAACAUGGGGUGAAAUCAAGACUGGUAGCCUGUAUGUUGUUUUCAGUUUCCUCAAGAAAUAAAUCUAGUUUCAAAAAAGACAAUCUCUAAACUAAUUUAAGAACUAAAGCAAUGGGACUUGGAAAUACUCAUCAUACUUCUAAUUUUUCGAUUAGCAUUGUUCUACUCUAAUAUUCAUCUCCUUAAUGCUUAUCUAGUGAGUUCUCAGGUGUCUUUCAGAGACCUAAGUGGAGUUCUGUUAUUUAAGGACUCAGUCCUGCUUGGCUGUUUAACUAGAAUGGGGAUGGAACCACAGAAUCAUCUCUCCUCAUUGAAACACAGAGCUGAGACAUCUGCAGCAAGAACUGAGUUGCCUUAGGAUCCCUUUGUAGCUGAGUGUGCCAGAAGAGGACUCAUCAGAAAAUCUUACCUGGGCGCAGUCUCAGACAGCUCUUUUCUUUACUUUGGUGUUGACUCUUGAACUUCACAGUGCUGGUUAAGACCUGCUGAAUUGGCAGUCAGAGAAAGGAGAUUCUUCUACUUUAGCUCAGGGAUUUUUGUUACUGAUACACCAAGUGUAUCAGUAACCUUGAGGAAUUUGCUUAUUGUAGUGUUAUUUCAGCUCAUAUCUUUGAAACCUAAUGUGCCAGGUAUUCCUAUAGCCAGCUUUUGUAGUUUAGAGAAAAUGAUAAUGGCUCCUUUUCCCUGACAAAUUUGUAGAUACUACACAAAACCUGUCAGUGUGGGCAUUUAGAUUAGUGUAAAGUGUGUAGUAUUCUCAACUGAACAUGGACAACAAUGUUGUUGUAUUGAUGAAAGUCAGAAUAAGCCUUUUUCCUCUUUUCUCCUAAUCAGUCUUAAUUUUUCCACAUUGCUGUUAGAGCUGUUGAACAGCUUUAGAUUUCUCCCUUGGAUGAAUGAAGAGCACAACAUUCCAGGUGGUGUUUGUUGCUUGGUUCCAGUAAUGAGCAUAGCUGAGGGUGUGUAUCUGCAGUUUCCUUUGACCUCACCAGAAUGGUCUCCAGAGGAAUGGGAAACAUUCACCUGAUUGCCAUCUUUUCAGGAAGCUGUGGCAGAUCCAUGCACAAGCACUGCCACAGCCUCCUUGCUGCAGCAUGAGUAAUGUGACAACGCCAGCAUCAAAACAGUUCUGACAGCACCUAGCAAAUGAGGGAAGUGUGUGGGAGGGUACUGGAAAAAGAUUUAAAUGGUAUAGUAUGCAUGUUAAUUUUGAAACAAAACUGAGUAAGGUAGGAGAGCCUCAGAAGAGCUGUCUUUGGCCUGGAAUUUUGCAUUUAGGAAACGUUCUCGCUGUUAUGAAUGGUUCUAGUGGCUGUGAACACCUUCAGUACAUGAUGCAGGAGAGAAAUGAAACAGACCUGCUGCCUGUGCUCUUGUACCUCCCAUGAGUUACUGCCUGGCAGUGUGGGCUCCUCAUGCUGCCCAACACCCCAGGAACUGGGAUGCUCUCACCGUUAUCCACACUGCUGGCUGAAGGAAGAGCUGCCUCCUCACAGGCUGUAGGCAAGGUGGGUGGCUGGUUUUCAUAUCCAGGCUGAAGUCCUCCAUAUGGAGUUAGGAGCAAACCUGUCUUUACAGCCCAACAAGUAUGCUAUAGACCAAAGCAAACUACUUCAAGAAGUACAGUAACUCAAUCCCACAGUCUUGCUGAAUGUAGGGAGGCAUGGCAGUGUGUUGUAUCCAUGGACCUCCAGAGACACUUCAGACAUGGGGAUCAGAUGGUUGUGAAUGAACUGAUAUUAGUUCAUAUGCUUGGACUCUUCAUUUCCUCAAGUGCAACUUUUAUCUAAUUUCUGCAACUUUUGGGCUAAUUUUCUUGCCUGUCCUUGCAGCAGGGGUUAACUCAAACUUCCUUCCUAAUAGCUCCAAGCAAUUAAAAAGAAAUGGGUGCAGGAUAUGCAUGCCUUUAGUGUGGGUGGUGGGUGCUGAUGGGCUGCAGGUACAGAGGAGCAGUUAAGUUGCAGACAGUUCCAUGGAAAACAGGAGUGAUGUGAUACAGGAGAGCAAGGAAACUGGUGAUGGGGAGCGGCUACACCAAAGGGCCAAGCAGCCCAUGUGGUUUGGAACGGUUUGCCUGUGGUGGAUGGCUGCCCAGGCUACUUGGCUCUGCAGCAGGAACACAGCUUUGCUUGUCCAGGCGCAGCAGAGCCAGGGCAGGAUGAAGAGAGCAGUUGUGUUGGCAGCCAGAGAUGGGUCUGUCCUGAGUCCUCUCUGGCCUUCCCAGUUCCAGCUGGAUAGAUGUUUCCAAACACCAUUUAACAGCUGGCGUCCACAGGGACUGGCAGAAGUGUAAAUGCUCAUAUUCUGCCAUUCUCUCUUUCAUUUGCAGAGGUAGCACAGGGCAUCCUCUUUGGACCCUCAGCAGUCCACACAGUGGGGCUGGAGCCAACCGUGCUCUUCCUCGUUGGUUGGAGGGUGACUCCUGUGGGAGCAGAGGUCUGCAGUGCUGUCACCAGGAGGGAGACCCCCAGCUUGGGCCCUCAGCACUGUGCAGAGUCUGGCAAGAGGAAAGGACAGAAAAAGAGAUCUUGGCUCUUCUCCCUCCCCAGUCGAAGCGGGUGAGGGGCUGCCAAGGGCUUUGCAGCAGGGAGAAGAAAGACAGCGUUCAUGGGAGCUGCGUGACUCCGAGCUGGUGGGCUGGGAGCCAGGCACGUCAGCACCUGAUGGGCCAGCACAGGAGGAAGGGCUUCUUGCUCCUCACGCCUCACCUUCUCCAGAGGAGCCCUUUCAAGGGGUCCCAGCCCAGUGUAGUGAGGUCUCUCCUGCCCCACUGCCCUGCCUGUUCUGGGCUGAACUGUUGCCUGUGUGGGGCAUUGCACUGGCACAGUGUGCUGGGGAGGUCUUUCCCCAGGAGCCUGCUUUGUUCACUCCUACCCUGGACCAUGCUGGCUGAGACAGCUGCCCAGGAUCCCUCCUGCCUGCCUGUGUCCUCCACUCUGUCGUCUUGUGUGGGUAGAUUUGGGGGACCUGGAUCAGUCCUUUGACCAUCUGUGCAGACUCUGCAAAGAAGCAGCCUCCAGUUGUGCAGUGGCUGUAUGGAGGCUGCACAGAUUGUUCCCAGAGAGUGCAGGGCUAGGGCUGUGGGGGUGAUCCUGGGAGCUGGACAGUCAUCACCUCUCACAGUAGAGAGCCCUUGUUCAGGCAGGCUGGAGCCUGCCUAGAGAAUCCUUCCUCCUGAAGCCACUGGACAGAAGAGCCCUUGUGCAGCCUUUUUGGAGAGGUGCCUGGUACCUGCUGAUGCAGACUUUCUGCUUCCCAGUGAACAGAUGCCUGGCUAUGGCUGGGCCAUAUGGUGUUUUGGACUUGCUGCUCUCCCAGCACAACCUCUCCUCCGGCCCUACAAGCAGGUGAGAUUGCUCAGGGCUCUGAUCCCUGGCGACAGCUCCCUGCAGGCUGUAGGAGCUGCCAACAGUCUGGUGCAGGGAGAGGUGUGACAGGUCUGUGCGUGUGCCUCUGGGAAGUGCCACCCAGUCAGUGUGGCCUUAAUGCUGUGUCACCGUUGCAGGAGAGGUUUGGUUGUGCAGGGGGCUUGCCCUGCUGGCCCAGGAUCUGAGGAAAUCACACCAUGCGGUGAGGGUGAGUAAACAGCACUUCAGGUUUGUGGUCAAGGAUGAUUGUGACAUCCUGAGGGCACCUCUGAGGCUGGGAUGAAAUCAGACUCUGCCUGCCAGCCAAGAGUCUGUAUCAGAGCCAGAAUCUCUGGUGCUGGCUUCCCGAUCUUACCCUGUAAGCCAUUCCUACAGGAGCUGCUACAUCCUUCCUGACUUCUCCAGCAGUCUCUGCUGCUUUCCCCGCUCAGUCAGGUUUAUUGGGUGAGCGAUUGCCCGAGGCUCAGCGUCAGCAGCUGUGCUCACUGUCAGGCCAUGUGGAUUUGGGAUGGGAAGGGAGGAGCUGGCAGCUUUGCCCUUUGGCAGCAUGUUGCAGGGUACAAAGCCAGCCAGCCCUCUUGCCAAGCUGUAAAUUUGCCCCUUGCUCUUGUGCUUGUCUGGCUUUUCCUGUGGGCUGAGGGUUCAUCCCACUCAUGCUGUGGCUGCUCUGCUAACUUGUCCUUCAGCUCCCUGUGCCCUUAUGCUUGCACACACAGUGCUGUCAGCUCAGCUGCCUGGGUGCACUUCUGACUCAUCAUGUGCUGCCUGGGCAGCUCCCCAUUUCAUUACUGUUAGGAGUUCAUGGCAGUGGGCUGUGAAACUCCGUUCCCCUCCACCCUGCUGAGUCCCAUGCAUCCAGGAGGGACAAAGAUUUGUGGAGCUGUCUGCCCUGACCAGGAGAUCCCUAGCAGUGUGCUGUGCCUGGCUGGGAUGCUGUAUGCCAUGGUCUGUCCUUGGCACCUCUCUCCUGUGGAGAUUUCUGCAGCACAGCACAGGAUCUCAGGAUCCUGUGCCAGCGCAGGGCAGAGGAGCUGGUGCUUCCCCAGGCAUUCUGGCAGGGACCAGCCAUUUUCAUCUGCAUAAUGGAGACUAUAGCACAGCCACCAUCAACCCACUCUGGGAUAUUUUUAUCCUGGCUGUGCUGAUGAGGGAGAGAUGACAGGCUCACUCCACAUCCAGACCAUGCAAUGCCUCUCCCAGCUGCAGCCACCUGGCGCAAUGGAGAAGUGUGGGCUGUUCCCCCAGGGAAGGCAGCACUCACUGUGUGCUGUGGCUCUGGGCUUGCUGGGAGCAGCCACUGGUGCUCGGGGGGAUUGAGGUAUUUCGGCAGCAUCCUUCUCUCUGUGUCCCCUGCCUGUGGCUGCCUCUUCAUGGCUGCUAUCAGCCCACAUCCUGCUAGCAAACAGAGCACCCAGAGGCCUUUCCCCCUGGCUGCUCUAACUCCCUGUUAUGAAAAGCAGCUGCAAGAAUGCACAGGUUGUCACAAAUGCUGAAUCUCCAAAACCGAGCAUGUUUGUGUCCCUCAGCAGAGCACAAACCCUUGGCCACGCCCUGCAUCACAGGGGUCAGGGCAGUGCAAACUAAGCCCUCAGCCCCUGCACACUCACACAGUUCCUAUGGCCAAUGCCAUGCUGGGUGACUCCUCACCUUUCUUCCUUUUCCCUAGAGGGAGCAGAUAAGCCUCAGCACCCAGGAGUGGGGAAGAAAGACACUGGGACAUGGCAGGGCUACCUCAGCUAGCAGCUACCCUGCCAACCCAGUGUCCCAGGCCAGGCAGCUGUUCUCAUGACCAACAGGGAAGCACCUCCACCAGCAGCACCAGCAUUUCCUCCCACCACCUUCCCAGUGACUGGCAGCAUUUGAGAUGCCUGAUGCUUUCCUUUCCUCCUCCUGCUCCUUGCCCUUGCUGCUUCCCAUCUCCUUGAUCCCCUUCCUGAGCAUCAUGCUUGCCCUAGUCUCAGACGUGUAAGAGGUGAGAUGUUUCAAGAGCAUCUCUCUGGGCUCAUGGCUCUGCACCCUGGGAGAUGUUGAUGUCCCUUGGUGCAUCACAGGGUUUUCAGAGGGGCAGUCACCCACAGAGGUGCAGCCUGUAGCUCUGCACACAGGACAUGUCCUGGGAGUUGCUUACCAAAGGCAGCAUUGCAGACCAUUUCCUUUGGGCACCUGGGGAAGAGAUCAGAGUGACACAAAUGGGGAAGGUUUGUAAACCUGAAGUGGACACUGACUCAGGCACUUGUGCUGCUGUGCUUAUGCUGUGGGUCAUCAGCUCACUUGGGUGUAUAUGGGAGAGACAGGUAUGAGUAACAGAGUUGCUGUGUUGUGUGUAUGAAGGUUGCUGGUGCAUUACUUGGAUUCAGAGGCUCCAGUUCACCAUGGAGCAAUGGAGAGGAGGUUCAGGCUGAACAGGAUGAAAAGAGGAGCCUAUGGCUAGUGGCCCUAUCACCAUAGCAGGACAGCUGAAGGUACACAAGGGAUUGCUGCACUGCAAGUAAUUAAGUACUAAAGCUCCAGGCUGGAAAUUAUGCAUUCCCUAGGUCAAGGGCUGGCAAUGAGCACUGCUGCAAGGAGUGUAAUGCUACAGAGCCAGCUCAGGCUGUUGUACCUGUUUUUAGAAAGACAUGUGCAUAAGCUGGAAGAGCAGGUGAACAAAACUGUCCUCAGGCAGAGCCCUCCACAACUUUUCCACUGCCUUCUCUGGCUUGCAGGAAUCAGUGCUGGCCUCCUUUUUGCUGCUAGAGCUGUUUGGACAGAAGACCAGGAGGGAUGCUUACAGUUCAGGGCAAUACAGCAAGCACAUCCAUCCAGCAUCUCUUCUUCAUGCCUGAGCCACCGAUGUCAAAACAUUCAAGUUGAGACCUUAAACUUGUUGAGAUCUAGUUGAGAUCUAAACUUAUUUUGCAAGCUGCUUCAUGGUAAGGAUGGCUGCCUCUGCAACCUUCAGUGACUGUGCCGUACUUGAUUCCAGACUUCAGUUUUUCCCAUCUUCAACUUCUCACCUUUGGCUUCUGCCCUUCCUUCUGCCCAUACCAGUACUCUGCUCCUUCUGGCAGUGAGGAGACCCUCUCCUGGGGCAGUGAAGUACCUUGUACUCCUCACAUCCUUAUUUGUCACAUUUCCAACCCUUAGCUCCUUUUUUGUGAUAGUGUUGCUGCUCCUUGGGAUUUCUGUGCCUGUUCUGAAGUUUGGAUAGCUGGACCAGACAUCAAGCUGGCUUUGCCAACAAUUUGGAAAUCCUCUCCAUGCCCCUCUGACUCAUGGCCCUCAGAGCCAAGGUACUGUGCUGCAGGCUCAUGGCAACAGUCACAUGUGGGGACAGCUCUUUUGCAGCUUUUUUCCUUAAUUUUGCCUCCCACCCUUGCUUUCAGGGAGAUUCUCUACCCUGUGGUACAGCCUGUCUUCUCCAUUCCCAAGAAGCUUCCUUUGCAGCCCAUCACUGGGCUGGGGGCUGUUAUAAUUUUCCCAGGCCAUUCAGCUCAUGCUGUGGCAGCAAGCAGCAUUCAGUGUUUUAUCAGCCCCAAAUGUAAGCCUUCAUCUUGUCAUCCAGAUUAUGGAUAUUAAGACGUAUUAAAUGGCACUGGACCAGAGGUCACUGAGGGUCUAAGUAGGCUUCCUGUUGUUGAUGUCUCCCCAUUAAGCCUUGGCUCACUGACAGAUCUCAGAAUGUAGCUGUUAAUAUGUGUAGUUGUUAAUCUACUUGAGUCUUAUUAAUUCUUUAUAAUACAUACUUUUAAUUAAAAUCCUACAGCAUUAUUGAAAGCAGUGGAGAAGGCAAAGUGUUCUCUGCAAAUGCUCCUACUCUCAGCACCCAGAACUUUCCUUUUGCCCAGGAAGGAGUUUCCCUGUGUAACAGCCUCAGGAUGCCUUUAGCUAUGCUUUCACUUACCCAGUGGCAGUCUGGGGCUCUCUGCCAUUUCUCUGCCCAUUGCCUUGACCCUUUAGAUUAUGUUGGCCUCCUACCAGCUGACCAUUCAUUAAAAAUUAACACACGUGUUUGGGAGAGUCUCUGAUUAAAUCAUCAAAUUGUUUGCAAAUUACUUGGGCCUGUAGCAUGAGUGUGGCUGGUAUGGGGAGCUGCAGCCUUUUCUUGUGCCACUGCUUUGCCGAAUUCCCUCCUCUCUGCAACAGCACAUGAGGUGGAGUCACUCCUGCCAUUCCUGUUUGAGAGGAGGCAGUGGCUGGAUGGUGCUUGCCUGCCUCACCUGACUCUUCCAGCUGUUUUUAUGGUAUGAAAGGGUAUGGGGUAGUGCCUGUUUGGAGAGCUCAAGAUGAACCCAUUGAGGCUUAUGGCCAUCACAGUUCUAAGCAUCUCAGAAAUUCAAGGACAGCACUCCUGGCUUCAGAAAGGCAGCAUGGCCACAGCUGGAACCGGGCUCAUUCAAGAUUCCUGCAGCACUGGCAUGAAGAAAUGCAUUGUGACAUCCAGUGAUGGCACCUGGGCUGAGCAAGACUCCCUAUUUCACUCCCAGAUCUCAGGUAGGCUUCACUGGGGAGGCUGCUGGGGGGAAGGUUAUUUUAGCUGGUUUCUUAAGGAGUAGAAUUAAAGAGGGAACCUUCACCUAGCCAAUUGUUUUUAAGAGGCUGUGGUCAUGGUGUGCAGCCUGGUAACUAGUCAGUGCACAGAUUCUACAGUGACCAUUGUCACUCUGGACAAAAUGGGUAAAAUAUUAACAGGCAUUGCAAAAUAUUUCCUAGACAGUCAAACCAGCCUGCAUGCCAGGAGGCACUGCUUGGUUCUGUGCUCUCCUCUCUUUCACGGUGCAGUAACCUACUAGGGGCAGGACAUUUGCUCCUGGACAGCUCACCAGGGCUUAGCAAAUCUUCCUAAGGCCUGCCAAGCUCAGCUCCCUAAGCCUCCCCAAAUGUGGCAACUAUGACAUCCAUGAUUCUAGGACAAGAGAGCAAGUGAGGGAGGUGUGUGGGAGUGGAGGUGUCUCCAACCAGCAAACUCCAUUCAUCAGUUCCUGGAUGUGCAGCUGAGAUACAGGUGGUUCUAGCCUGCCAGCAGGGGGUCUGGAAAAGAUUCAAGAGGAUCCUGCCUGAAUCCUUAUCCUGAUGCUGUGGUAGAAAGGACUAAUGCAGCCCUUUAAGACAGAAAGUAGGAAAAGCAGAUUAAAUCCCUGUGUCAAAGCAUUAGGGAGGCUCAAUGUGGGAUUCUGUAUCUUGAAAAGGAUUCAGGAAAAUCAGAGAGGCUCUAUAGAGCAGAAACACAAAAAAAUGGCUUGAGGGUGGGAGGAAAAGCCUGGCAGAAAGAGAAUUAAGCGACUCAGUAUAUUUAGCUUUUCAGAAAGACGGAUGAGAGGGGGUUUGCUUGCAGCAUAUGUGUAGUGUCACAAAGAGAAAAUGCCAGGCUCUGAAAGGCUCUUUAAUCAAGCAGAAGGCAGAAUAAAAUGGUAUGUCUGCAAGCUGAAGCCAGACACAGGGAGGUGGGAUGCUCUUCUGAACGUGACGGUCAGGGACUCCUGAAACAGACCCAGAGAAGUGGGAGUCUUCAAUGCUUGUCUUCAAUUCAAGCCUACCUCCUUUCUUGGAAACUAUGAGUGAACCAAACAUAGUGUAUUGGAAUUACUGCAAGGAGAUGAACUGCUGAGCAGGGUGCUGGCCAGGGGCUUGCACUCACACAGCCGCCUGCCAGGUGGGACCACGGGGUCACUUCAUCUGAGGAAGAUCCUUGGAAAGCUGGUCCAGUCAGGCAGAGCACGCGGGGAGGCAAUCAGGCAGGCUCCAGGUGUUUACCUGCUCCCAAAAUGGUCAUGUAGAAGAGCAGAUUUAAUGUGAAGAUGGGACUCUUGGUGUUUAUGCGUAACCUGCUGCUAGCCCUCUGCCUCUUUCUGGUACUGGGAUUUCUGUACUAUUCUGCUUGGAAGUUGCACCUUCUCAGAUGGGAGGAUUCAAAUUCAGUGGUUCUUUCCUUUGACUCCGUUGGACAUACAAUAGGCUCAGGAAGGAGAGAGAGAAAAACUGUGGCUAUUGUGCUUCCGCUGUCCAUCCCAUCUCACCUUGCUGCAGACCCAGGAAAAGACAGAGCCCAGAAAGAACCCACAGAAACCAUGGCAGCUCCAGGCCCAGCCAUUCCCAAAUACGACAAACUUGGAUUUCUCCUGAACCUGGACUCAAAAUUGCCUCCAGAACUGGCAUCAAAGUAUGCCAAUUUCUCUGAGGGAAUGUGCAAGCCAGGCUAUGCAUCAGCGCUCAUGACUGUCAUCUUCCCAAAGUUCUCGAAGCCGGCACCAAUGUUCUUGGACGAUUCCUUCAGGAAAUGGGCACGUAUCAGGGACUUUGUACCCCCCUUUGGAAUUAAAGGACAAGAUAAUCUGAUCAAAGCCAUCCUGUCAGCAACCAAAGAUUAUCAUCUAACUCCAGCUCUUGACAGUCUCAGCUGCCGGCGAUGUAUUAUUGUGGGAAAUGGUGGAGUACUUGCAAAUAAGUCAUUGGGGUUAAAAAUUGAUGACUAUGAUGUUGUUGUCAGGCUGAACUCGGCUCCAGUGAAGGGCUUUGAAAAGGAUGUGGGUGGCAAGACAACACUCCGGAUCACAUAUCCUGAAGGUGCAAUCCAGAAAAUGGAGCAGUAUGAGAAGGAUUCCCUGUUUGUUCUGGCAGGAUUCAAAUGGCAGGAUUUCAAGUGGCUGAAAUACAUUGUUUACAAGGAGAAAGUGAGUGCCUCUGAUGGCUUUUGGAAGUCAGUGGCGACCCGUGUCCCAAGGGAGCCUCAUGAGAUACGUAUCCUGAAUCCCUACUUCAUCCAGGAGGCAGCUUUCAGCUUCAUUGGACUGCCUUUCAACAACGGCCUGAUGGGCAGAGGGAACAUCCCCACCUUGGGAAGCGUAGCAAUAACCAUGGCGCUGCACAACUGUGAUGAGGUGGCCGUAGCUGGCUUUGGCUAUGACAUGAGCUCACCCAAUGCACCGCUGCACUACUAUGAGAACAUCAAGAUGUCUGCCAUCAAAGAGUCCUGGACGCACAACAUCCAGCGGGAGAAGGAAUUUCUGAGAAAGCUGGUGAAAGCCCGAGUCAUCACUGACCUGACCAGUGGGAUUUGAGUGGCUGCAGCCACUGCAUCCAAGGGAGGAGAUGAAGACACGCUGCAGCUCUGGGAGCAGGCCCUGGCAGCCCCUGCAAGAAUCCCACCUCACUGAAGACACACAGAGAUGCCCAGGUGCUCUAGGAAGACCCUCUUGCAUUGCCAGUCUGCACGAGGGUUACAUCUCCCACCUCCAGGCCUAGAGCUGGCAGGAGGUGGGCAAGGGGCUCAGUGGACAGUUCUUGAACUCUGCAUCGCAGACAGAUCUUCUGCAUCCUGAAUUAGACAGGAAAGACUCAGGAGAGAGAAGAAAGGUUUGUGAAUAAAAUGAUUAGUGCCAAAUGGGAGGUGAUGCUGCCCCAAGGCAGCAAAGCCUGAAUGUACAAAGUAUUAUUUUUUAAAAGACUGCUGGAACCAUACUAGAAAUACCAAGGUACAAGGCAAAGUCUGCUUGCGCACAGCCCUGCGAAAAACCUGGCCUCUUCAUGCUCCAUCUGCAUUGUCACCAGCCUCUGACCUUUCCCCGGGAAAACAAAUCCAUCCAAAACUUCGGUGUCAUUGGUGCUGCUACGAUUUGAAGGGAGAAUAAUGGCUUCCUCUCAUUCUCCACUUGGAGCUUCUGGAUGGAGAUGAGCAUGGGUUUGUUUUUCUGCAUUUUUCCUCACAUCCUCCACACAGGCAGCAACAGCAGCCAGUGACUUGGCUGUGUUUUCCAUAGCCAUUUGCUCUGCCUCUGCCCUGACCCCGAGGUGGAGCAGGGAGCUGGUGGCUUUCCCCGCCUACAGCAGACCCUCCCCACCUUCCUGCCUGUCAUGAUGCAGAGGAGCCUCUGCCCCGUUGUGCUCAAGGCUUUCAGGCCUCUUGGUUUGUGCCUGCUGUGCAGGGCCCCUGAAGAGUCCGUGCAGACUUGUGUCACUGUUUCUGGACAGCAUCUCGCUUUGGUUUUGUGUGGGAGGGGAGUAACUUAUUCUUUGGAAGGAGGUCAGAUCUUGAGCAGAGAUCUCAAGCUUUACAGUUUGAGAGAAGACUGCUGAAGAUGUUUGUUUUACGUUCCAGACUCAAUCAUGUUCCCUAUUUAAGCGACGUGUGACCUCAAUGAUGAUGGAACCUGAUGGGAACUCUCACCCUCUGCUUGGCCCCUGCUCACUCCAUUUCCAAGCUCCUCCUGUGCUGCUCUAGCACUGCUGCUCCUCCUGCUCUCAGGAGCACGUCCUUCCUUUGCCCUGUUGGUCCCAAGAUGCACUAUUUGCACAUUUGAUUUGUAUACGUAUUUCAGAGGAGCUGGAAUAAACUGAUCAACGUGGCCAAGUGCGAGGGCAGCAGGGUGGUCUCAUCCACCUGAAGAGCGUGGGCAGAAGGGAGGUUGCCAAGGGAAUGAGCAGUUACAUGUGGAAAGUGGCUCCUGUGCUCUCCUAGCCUGGGGCAGGCUGGAGUGCACCCACAGGCACUGUCCCAGUACCUGGGUGUCAAGGUACUGGCACACAGCCAGCCGGUGCUGGGGUCUGUGGAGGGGGAUCCCAGAGGGGUGUGGGUUGGGCUCAUGGUCCUGACACUGUGUCUGACAUAGCCCAAGGAUUGCAGUCUGCCUUGCUCUGGACUGAAGGGAGCAUGACCCUGGCAUGGGCAAGGACUGCUCGGAGCAGGGUGAGCAGGGCUCCCCUAGACCAGCUCUGCAACUGCUGACUUGCAGGGACUGUGGCUUUGGACCUGAGACCCUCAAGGGGGUGUGCAGGAGGGGCAGGCAGUGACCCAGGCGUGGGGCAGACCAGCAAACUGUACAGAGUGGUUUGAGGCCAGGCUGCAGGCAGAGGCAGCUCCCAGGACACGGCCCUGAGUGCUGCUUACAGAGCUGUAUGGGAUGCCUUCCCCAGGAGCCUCUCCUGCCUGCUGUGCCUGUAGCCAAGGAGCUUGCUCAGGGUCAAGUCCUGCCCACCUUCUUGUUGUGGCUGCUGUUUCCCUUGUCAUCUGGGAGCAGCUCAAAGUUCCUGCUGCUUCUGGGCUGCAGAAGGCAUGCUGGGAGGCUCUCCAUCCCUUUACCCUUCCCAUGUCCCAUCCCCUCUGCUCUGGCCUCCCAGCCAGACAGUCCCCAUUCACCCAGGGACAUGCCUCCUUUCAGGAUGCUCUGUCAGGUUUACAGCAGGUUUUUGAGCGUGUGCUAUGGCAGAUACUCCUUUUAAGUAUCUCCCAUUUUGUUUUUCCUUCUUGAGGACUCCAUGGGACUGAAUUUCCAUGGCUCUCACCAGGCAGCCCUCCCUUUGCAGCUCCUGGGUGUCAGCCUGGACUUGGGACCAUCUUCUGUUGAGUCCCAGCCAUGCUGGCAGGGGGAAUGCUUGGUCUGGGUCUGGCUGAGGUUGUGGCUGGGGAAGGGUUGACACUCACUCUCUGUCUUGGUGCUUUAACCAGCUGCCGCAAGAGCCUAGGGCUGUAUCCAUGGGCUGCAGUGAGCUGAAAUGGCAGAGUGGGCAGCUGCAUCUGGAAGGAGGAGGGAACAGCCUUUGGUGUCUCUGCUGGGGCCCCCACAGAGGAUUGUUCAAUUGCAUUACUGAACACUCAAAGCUCUAGGUCACUUUUAUCCUCCAACUCACUAGCUCCAGGUCCAAGGACACAGCAUGGCCACUGCUCAGCCUUCCCUGUUAUCCCUGCUCUCCACCACAGCCAUGAACAGGUCCUGAUGGGAAGUUGACCCUACAGACCAGGGACAUGACUCCUAGUCCUUCCCUUCACCUUGACAGGAGUUUCCAGGCAGAAGAGCCCAAGUUGAAUAGAUGAGUGCAUGGCCUAGAGUGACUGCGGUGGGUCAGCACCACCUGCAUGUAGAAGGAAAGAGCAUUUUGGGGACCAAGACUCUCCUCUGGCUCACUGACACCACAGAGCAGCCCAUGGCCAGGUGAUGGGGCUCCAGCUGCAGGAGCAGUGCACAGCACUGGGUUUUGCUCCUGGCUGCUGUUGUUUUGGCUGCCUCCCCAGGUGCACCUGCAGCCACCUCCCGCCCUUGAGAGGCUGCAGUCCUGGCAGCUCGGCGUGGUGCACCGGGUCAGAGCAGGGUCAGUGGGACGGAUGUGAGUCUUGGCCUCUCCCUCGCAGUGACUCACCUUGUCAGAUCGGAAGGGAGAGCCCAGGGGAAUUCUCCACAGCCUAAAUAUAGAGCGGGGUUGCCUGGUGCCUCUGAUGUGCUGUGGUGCAGAAAGGCCACUCGGGUGGCAGGAAACCUACCUAGAGACAGCCCAGGGAAGCACAGGGAGAUCAGGGGCCAGUGACCACAGUGGGUUUUGCUCCAACUAGUGCACAGAGCAGAUCUGGGAGCUGCCGGGCAGCCUGCAUGUGCUGCUCUGGAGGGCAGGAGGUGCUGAAGAGCUGCUGCUGCUGUGCUGACCACACCACGAGCUGCUUGUGCAUGUGUGUCAGUGCCCACCACACUGGCACUGGGAUCCCACCACCAGCUCACCCUGUUAGGCCUGGCCAUGCUGUGGCCUUGAGCUCACACAUGCCAAAGGUAAGCACCAUGGCCAGGUAGCAUGAGGCAGCAGUGGGAUCCAGCCCAGCAUUCCUCAUCCCAGCAUCUCUGGGCUUCCAGUGUCUCCUUCCUUGGAGGGAGAAGUGGAGAGGCCCUGCCUGGCCAUGCUGUGCUACCCCUCAGUGUGAGCACUGCUGGGAGCAGGGGAAGGUGUCAGGACAGGGCUGUGUCAAAUGGGCGCAGCUGGGUUUGGUACAGGCAGAACUGGACAUGGACAAGGGCUUCCAGAGUGUUUGGCAGGGAGCAGCCACCACGCCGAGCUCCACAGGCACCAGCACAGCGUGUACUCUCGGUCCGAGCGUGUGUCACUCGCAGUAUUAGAGACGUGUCCUUCAGUGCAGGAGCCCCUUUGGGGCCACAGCCCAGCCCCUCUGGGCCCUGGCUCCUUGCACAGCCUGCACAGGGUCUCAAAAAGGCCAGUGCAUUCGCCGGUACUGUACCAAGCCAAGAUGCAAGAACUCAAUGAGUUUUUAAAUUAGUUUUAGUUUCUGCAUUUUUUUUUUAAUUUUCCCUCUAGGCAGGGAGGGUAAGAGUCUUGCGGGCUCCUCCAAGCCGGCUUAUGUCACAUCAAUUCAGUCAUAUCACAGAAGCAAUAAAGCUAUCAAACAA
Passer montanus (Eurasian tree sparrow) is the source of this 16290-nucleotide messenger RNA. RefSeq names its product ST3 beta-galactoside alpha-2,3-sialyltransferase 3 (gene ST3GAL3). The transcript has 13 exons. Gene Ontology annotation, molecular function: sialyltransferase activity. The coding region runs from base 10927 to 12186 and encodes 419 amino acids. NCBI's taxonomy places the organism in Eukaryota, Metazoa, Chordata, Aves, Passeriformes, Passeridae. The record is from RefSeq and is a predicted model, not a curated record.